Molecule: messenger RNA, 2711 nt
Organism: Bactrocera tryoni
Lineage: Eukaryota; Metazoa; Arthropoda; Insecta; Diptera; Tephritidae
Product: mucin-3B-like
Exons: 8
Coding region: 368-2623 (751 amino acids)
Cellular component (GO): extracellular region
Molecular function (GO): chitin binding
Source: RefSeq, a predicted model, not a curated record
CGCCCGUGCGAAUGUGGACAAUACCUUAAGUCUACCAGAAUAAACGAAUCAAAGCAAGUUAAGCACGGCGUUAGAAAGCCUUCACCGCGGAAAGUGGAAACGGAAGUGCUUUGUGAAGUGUGUUCAGUUUAGAAGAGUAGUGAUUGAUUUAAAAACAAUUUGUGCAAAUACAGAUUUAAGAAUAUUAAAACAUCGCACAUAAACGGCCACCAGCAUUUGAAAUGAAAUACAAGGACACAAUAUUGCUUGUACAAAUUACAUGGUGAAUAAAUGAAGUGUAAUAAAUGCGAGUAAUUGCGUCAAUAGAACUAACUGAAUACUAAUUGCUGUAACCAAGUUUCCUUGUGCCACAAAAAUACUUAGCAAAAUGUCUCCAAGUCAUUAUACAAUAAAGCGGUUUCUUCAAGAAUAUAUCAUAUUUACAAGUUUGGGAUAUGCUUUUUCCCGAUCUUUGCCAAGUGCAAAUAAUAGACCAACUCCACAAUUUGAACAUCAUUUUCAAAGUAAUUUGGCAGUGCACCCAUUCUAUUACGGUCAUCCGAAUUCCCAGGCUUAUUGGCCCCAUGAGCCAGUUGGUACUUUUUUUGACAAAAAGCGUGGUAUAUUACGGUCAUUUCCCGGCGGAGGGGUACCAGUGUUGGUCGACCAUCACAAGCGUUGUUCCAGUAACUUUGUGGGCAUUAAGCCACAUCCCAGUCAACGGCAAUACUACUACGUUUGUAAGCCCGAUUGUGUGAUAUUUGGGAAGUGUCAAAACCUGCAGUCGUUCGAUGCUACCAAAGCGCAGUGCAUUCCGUAUCCUACCCCUGACUACACUCCAGUGUGUGUAAAACCUGGCCGCUUUCCCAUUUCAACAGAUUGCUCGAUAUACUACAGAUGUGAUGCAGAUCUUAAAGCACACAUCCAUUCGUGUCCACGAAAUACCAUUUUUUCGCCGCACAACGAAAAGUGCAUAUGCGGCGCUCAUUGCAAUCCAACAAAAGUUUCACUCCAUAGUUCGCAUAUACCUCAGGACUGUGAGCACAAAUUUCCACCAUGUCUGCAAAACGGCACUUUUCGUACGCCCACGGAUUGUUCUCUCUACUAUACAUGUGUUAAGGAAGGGUCGCUCUAUCUGCAAACUCGCUUCAAAUGUCCAGAGCUAGAGUUUUUUGAUCCUGCAAAGGGUACUUGUCGGCCGCAACAUGAAGUCGCCUGCGAUUCUAUACAACUAUCUGAAUUGGUAUUUCCCAGGCCACCACCACUACCUCACCUUCCCGUAAUAUAUCCUGCACAUUAUUCUAUGGACUCACUGGAUGAUAGUGACUACCCAACGGAAUAUUCCCUAUCUUGCUCUAAAGAGGAUACAAUCAGCGCCAGCGUUAGCUCAAACGAAAGAACGACGUCUUCAAAAUUUCCUGACUCAUUAACAACUUCACCAUCUAAACAAAUGGUUGAUACAAGCUCUGAAAAUUCUAUAGAAAUAAUUGCACACACACCAAGCUCUUUUACAGCUUCUGCUUUCGGCGUAACAUCGACAGAACCCUUAUUACAAAGCCAUUCGUCACCAACAGGAAAUUCGAACGGAAUAAUCCUCUCAUCAACUUCUCCGCCCAUAACAAUUGGCAAUACUUCCCAAAGUCCUAUUUUAUCACCCGAAGUUGCUUCUACUAAAACCUUUGCGCCUAAAGCUGUUCCGACCACUAAUUCAGUAGUUGUAGGUGCUUUCACUCCAACAUUUCCAUCAUUAAAUCCAUCUAUUGUGAGCUCUUCUCCUGACAUAAUUUCAGUUCAAACCAGCUCACCAAUAGAUUUCGUUCCAUUCGUUCCAACAAAACUACAAACCAGUUCUUCCACAAUAGCGUUUUCAUCAACAGCUUCCUCAAUAUUUCACUCAUCACGAACGAAACACUCUACACCUCCUUCCACUCCUAUAACUAUGUUACCUAGAGACUUCUCUACAACAAAUACCAGGUUAGCAGCGGCUGCUGAAAUAACUACAACUCCUUUAAUACCCAGUUCAACAACUCCAUCGUCGUCAACAAGUUUUUCAAGUUCUACAGAUGAAGAUCGCUCUUUACCAACAAAAUCUCACACUAGUACCUCUUUAAUAAAUAUACUGCAUAUGAGUUCACCGACUGUUCACUCAUCUUCCGUCGAAAUAAUUACAACCGGAACAGUUUCCACUUCCGAUUCCCAACCGCACACUACUCUUCCCAUAACAGCUUUAUUUCCACCAGAUUCCACAACAACUGAACUACCAACGACCCAUUCAAGAACUAUACAAUCCUCUAUGCCUACUGAUUCAUCGAUUCUACCUCCGGUGACUUCAAAUACAACUUCAUCGUUACUAGAUGAUUCUUCUCCAUUAGGCACUGUAGAAUCUAUUAAUGUGACUAAAAUUAAGCCAACUGUUUCUACCUCCACUUCAGUUACAGAAUUUCCAAUUCAUGCUACCGAUAUACCCAAGCUCGAAGUCGUAGUCUUCGGAAACCUGGAUUUAACUGUUCUUUAUUGCCCCAAAGAUUGUAGUAAGCAGCAUGAACAUAAAUAUGACAAAAAGGUUUUUGGUGAUCAGCAUGUGGUCGGUAUUCAGUGGGAUCCAGCAAAGUCUAAAAAAACGAUGAGUAUUCAAACGGUUUAGAAGCCAACGGAAAAAAUUAUUGUAAAUAAAUCAGUAGAAUUAGAAAUAUUUGUGAGUCCCUUAAUUAAAAUAUACGUUAGUUGGUAGU